GCCCGCCUGGGGUACGAGGCACUCGUGAAAGAAGCGAAUAACUCCGCCGACCCAAAGCACCCGCCGUCAAUAGCACAAGAAGACAAGCAAGCAGCAGGAGCGAGAGCUGGCGCUUACAAAUAAACGACGUCCUGGUGAACAUCCACCUCCCCAGUGGAUGCAAGCCCCAUCAAUCGAGCCAGUCGAGCUCCGAAGUGAUCGACAGACCCGCGUCAUGGUCAUCUCCUUACAAGGCCUGUUUUCCAUCGGCGCCGCCGUGUGCCUCUUGGCGAACCUUGCGGACGUCGUAAAAGGCUCAUCCGGGCCUCGCUGGUUAAGCGAGCCUCCUGCGCGUCUCCUGUUCUCUAACUGGACGGGCGCCACGGUGCGAUGCUCGGCCGAGGGCGACCCGCGACCCGACGUGUGGUGGGUGAGCGCGGUCGACGGACUGAAUGCCAGCGCCCUGUCGGCCGCCACUUCCCGACCGCAGCUGCUCUCGGUGCACGAGGGCACGCUCACUUUCCUGCCCUUCCGCGAGCACCAGUUUCGCUCCGAGCUGCACCGCGGAUCCUUUCGCUGCAGGGCGCGCAACGCUCGAGGAACCGUACUCAGCACCGCAGUGCACGUCAACGCCGUGAUAGCCCAGGACUGGGAGCUGCGCAUGUGGUCCGCUCCCGGCUCGGUGUCGCGGGGCAGUGCCCUGCUGCUGCGUUGUCCGGUGCCCAGUCACGUGAGCCAUCACGUGGUCGUCACAGCCUGGGAGGAGGAGCACCGCAGCCCCGCACUCAUCACGCCGCGAUCGCCGACAGACCGGUACGUGAUGACGUCUUCGGGUGACCUGUACGUGCGGAGCUUGACGCAGGCUGCGCGCUUCCGCUGCCACACGGAUGACGUGCUCACUCGUCGCAACAGGACGAGCGCUAACUACGCUCACUACCACGUCACGGAACCAGCAGGAAGUGAGAUACCUUCCCUCACAUUCCACUCGGGUCACGUGACCGUUGAGCAAGGUCGUCCCACUGACCUGGUCUGCCUUGCCCAAGGCUGGCCGCCACCUAAGUACAAGUGGUACCGGAAACAGGGGCAGAGGCUAAUGCCGUUGCCGCCCUCCACCACACCUGCUGCUCUGGACGGUGUCCUUCAUUGGAGCGGAGGCGUGCAGCCCGAGCACGAUGGACAGUACGUGUGCGUGGCCACAAACACCAUGGGAGAUGCCAAGGCCACGCUUACGCUGUCAGUGAUCGGCGAGCUGUCCCUCAGCAUCCGUCCACGCUUGGUUCGGGCCGAGGCUGGCGACUCGGUGUCGUUCCAGUGCAACGCGAGCAGCGCCGAAGCGUCGCUCGAGUGGCGUCUGAACGGCUCGCCGCUUCCGCUGGGAUUCCAGCGGCUCGAGCGAGGGUUCGUGCGAAUAGCAGCUGUGGGCCGGCAUCAAGGCGGCAUGCUGCAGUGCUUUGCUACUUCCAGGGACGGCCGCAGGGCUGCGCAGGCCACGGCUGAGCUCGUAGUUGGAGAGCGGGCCCCACGCAUGGAGCGAACGUACGGUACCACAGGCAUCCUGAAUUCCAAGUCUCCAGCUAGCUUAGGGUGCCGCGCGUCGGGCGACCCGGCGCCCUCGAUCACUUGGACGUUGGACGGUGCGUGGCCCGUCACUGGAGGUGGCCCGCGGUUGCGGCUCUGGUCGACCAGUGACUCGGCGACGGGCGACGCGGUUAGCUUCCUCAACUGGACGUCGGUGGAGACGUCCGACUCCGGGUAUUACCAGUGCGUGGCGAGCAACGUAGCGGGUCGAGCUGAGCACGUAUUUCGACUGGACGUGCGGGGUCCGCUCUUCAUGCGGCCGGCAUACAACGCGACGGCGCUGGAAGGUCACUCUCUGGCGCUGCAGUGUCCAUUCGGCGGAUACCCGUAUGACAAGAUCAGCUGGUUCAAAGACGGAAGUGAACUGCCGGUAAACCAGAGGCAGACUGUACUCCUCAACGGCACACUGCUUCUGGAGACUCUGACGAAGGCAAAGGAGCAAGGGGACUACACCUGUGUCGUGGAAAACCUGGACGGAACAUCUGUUGAGCAACUCGUCCGGGUCAUUGUCAGAACUGGUCCGCAGAUCACGCCGUUCCGUUGGCUGGACGACGUGCAGGAAGGAAUGCGCGCUGGUCUCAGCUGCUUCGUGCAUGCUGGCGAGAAGCCCAUCGUCAUCGAGUGGCUCAAGGACGGCGCACCAGUCCUGCGACCCGUUCUCCAGGACGGGUUCGUCUCCACGCUCUCGCUGGAAUCCUUGUCGUCGCAGGACAACGGCAACUACACAUGUCGCGCCUCCAACGCCUGGGCGACGGCCACUUACAGCGCCGUGCUCAGAGUCAAGGUUGCACCGAGCUGGCGGUCCGAGCCCAGGGACGUAGUGGCAGUCACAGGUCACUCCGUGGUCGUCGACUGUCAAGCUGAUGGGGAACCACCGCCACACAUACGCUGGAAGAAGGCAUCGGGCAGGGAUAGCGGCCCUUACCGCGCCCUGGUGAGCACCUCCCGAGUGCACGUGCUCGUCAACGGCUCUCUGAGCGUGCGCAGUCUGGAGACGGGUGACGCGGGCCUCUACCUGUGCGAGGCCUCCAACGGCGUCGGCGCAGAGCUCUCCAAGGUGGUGCGCCUCACCGUACGCAGCAGCCCCCGGCUCUCACCCAAGGAGUCUACUACAUCGGCCAAGCGGGCAAGUACGGUGAACCUCCAGUGCGAACCGACUGGCGACACGCCUAUGCGCUUCUGGUGGCUUAAAGAUGGCGUCCCGAUCGCGGCCAUCGGGGAUCAGAGAUAUUCUCAGGUCGAGCACGUUGAGGCCAGCAGUACGAGGUCAACGCUGACCAUCACGGACACCCAAAAGUCGGACAAUGCCUUAUUCACCUGUCACGCAUCGAACGACUUUGGAGAAGACACGACCAACAUCAACCUGAUUGUUCAAGAUGUUCCCGGAAUACCUGACAGUCUACAAGUGACCGAAGCGUCCAGCAGGUUCGUGCGGCUUGGCUGGACUGAGCCUUUCAACGGGAACAUGCCCAUCACGCAGUACCUUCUGCGAUGGAUAAACAAGGAGGGCACGUGGGAGGACAGUGUGACGGUGUCUGGCACCGAGACCAAGGUGACCGUGCGGGGAUUGGAGCCUUCCUCGUCGUACCUGUUCACCGUGAGAGCGGAGAACGCCUUGGGGCCCGGUCCUUACACUUCUCCGCUGGAGGUCCACACCGACGACGAACCUCCUCGCAAUGCACCGAGCAACGUUCAUCUCGCACCUAUCGACUCCAGAAGCAUAUCAGUAAAAUUUGAGCACCCGUCCUCUCCCAGCCCACCGGGCAGCAGCAAGAGCGGUGACGGACGAGUGGACGGCUACUAUGUCGCCUACCGCCGACAGGGCACGUCGGAGCCCCUGCGCUACCACACGCUGCACGAGCGAGAGGGCGUGCUCUCCGGCUUGGACAAGGACACCCGCUACGAGGUUCUCGUGCAGGCCUACAACGCCAAGGGACCGGGACCCCCGUCGGGCACUCACGUAGUGCGCACCCUGGCUGCCGAUCCUCCUCCACCGCCAACGUACCGGGUGGUGGGCACUUCGGCUCGGACAAUUUCGCUGGCUUGGGAGAGGCCGGUCAUCCCAUUCGACGAUCCGCCUAUCAGAACCUACUACGUCUCGUGGCGACUGGAAGGCGACGAGCACUCGUGGCGGGAGCAGUCAGUGGGCGGUGACAGGACCAGCUUUGCGCUGUCCGGUCUCGCGUGCGGCACGAGGCACCAACUGCGCAUGCGCUCAUCCAGUGACGUGGGACGUGGACCAGAAGGGAAUGUCGUCACCGCCUCCACUGAAGGAAACCGCCCCGUGCUCCAACAGCCGGAUCGCUUGGUGGCGAGCAACUCCAGCGCUGCCUGGCUGCACCCCGAAGCGUGGUGGCACGGCGGAUGCCCCAUCAGCCACUUCACCGUCCACUACAGACGCAGCACCGAGACGGACUGGACCCUAGUGUCCAGCCACUUGCCCUACAGGCAUGACGAACCACUGGUCCUCUCGGACCUGCAGUCGGGGUCCUGGUACGUGCUGCUCAUGGUUGCCCACAACGACGCCGGCAGCACCACGGCUCAGGUCAACUUUGCCACGCUCACGCCUGAUGGAGACGUGCCUUCACACAAGCCUCACCUGCUGGACGCCAAGAUGGCGUCCUUCUACCGGCACCUAACUGUGACGUUGCCCAUUGGCAGCUCAGUGCUGGUGCUUGUCGUUGUGUUGGCGGUGCUUUGGUGCGUGAUGCGGCGACACGCGGACGACGCUACUGCUGCACAAAGCACGCCACAGGGUAGCGUGUGCGGCGAGCGUUACAAGAGCGAGGGGCUGAGCUCUGUAGAACCGACAUACUGCGGCGGUGGCUCAUCCCGAGGAUCGUCCGCUUAUGCGGUGCCGCACAGAGUGUACGAUGUGCCUUAUGCCCAGAAAAGAUCAGUGGAACAGAUAGCCAUUCAAUCUAGGAAGUCACAGAGUUCUACGGGCCUGAGUCGAGAUGGGUCUCAACUCUUCUACGUCUCGAGCAAAUCUAAAGUGUUCGACGAGGACGAAAUGCAUAGGUUAUGACGCGUGGUUGCCGUCAUACCAUUGUAUUGGAGGAUAUAAUGCGAGCAGUCCUGCCGGAGAGUAAUCGCCACAUGUCUGCCCAAUAUCAAUUGGUACAAUCGGAACCAAGCGAACACUACGACCACACCUCAACGCACGAGCAUACCGAGCCUCAACGGUCGUCGGGCAUGGUCGCGCAGAAGAUCAAAUUUCGGAUUACAUUGCCAAAAAGGAAUUGCUCAGGUGGAUCACC
This is a messenger RNA of Rhipicephalus sanguineus (brown dog tick), 4817 nucleotides long. RefSeq names its product Down syndrome cell adhesion molecule-like protein Dscam2. Gene Ontology annotation, molecular function: protein binding. Gene Ontology annotation, cellular component: axon; plasma membrane. Lineage: Eukaryota; Metazoa; Arthropoda; Arachnida; Ixodida; Ixodidae. The transcript has 27 exons. The record is from RefSeq and is a predicted model, not a curated record. Gene Ontology annotation, biological process: cell-cell adhesion; nervous system development; axon guidance. Bases 158 to 4585 code for a protein of 1475 amino acids.